AUGGCUGGGAUAUUCAGAAAGAAAAAAAAACAAUCACCUAAUUUACCUGAAAUAAGAGAUUCUACACCAUAUAAUCAGAUAAGACCACCUUUACAGUCACCCAAAAAUGUUCGACGACAACAAAUUUAUCAACAGCAAAGCAAUUAUCCUCCACAAUAUAAUGAUCCAAAUUGUCAAUAUCCACCACCAUCAGGAGAAAAUCAAACAUAUUAUCAAGAAGCACCACCAAUUCAACAUUCACGGAGUACUUCUUUUGAUUAUAAUAAUUCAAGUUACCCUUUUUCAAAUGAGACAACUCCCAAUACAACGACUCCUACUUCAUCUAUAGCGCGAGGUUUUGAAAGAAUGUCAGGUGCAUUUUCACCAAGUGAAAUUCAAACGUGGGUGAGCAGUUACAGAGAUAAUCGGGCAGCGAAAAAUGAAAUACAAAAACCUUCCGAUGAAACUAUUGAAACUAUGUUUUUGGAUUUAAUGAAUAAAUUAUAUUCAAAAAAUAUACCAGAAAUACAAAAAAAUGCAAUGUUGGCUCUUUCAACUGAUAAAAAAUGGACACUCAUAAAAAAUGAUUUAUUAGAUGAAGAGAAAAAGAAACCUACGGCAGAUGUUGUUGCUGCUUCUCAAAAUAACUAUGCCCCAGAAUGGUAUCUUAAAAAAAUUUUAGAUGGCUCGAUAACUGCGAAUAAUUUGGAAUCUUUAAGCGUUUCUCUAAGGGCUAAGCCUAUACCUUGGGUUCAAUCGUUUAUUGAUUCUAAAGGUUUAGAUGUUCUUGCAAAUCAUCUAAACAAUAUUACCCGUAAACCUAUAAAGAAAGAAACAGAUAUUUAUAUGGAACAUGAAAUUAUCAAAUGUUUUAAAUCGUUAUUAAACAACAGAUUGGGUGCUCAAGAAGCAUUAUCACAUCCAGCGUGCAUUUACAGUAUAACUUUUUCACUUGUCUCCCCUCAACUGAACACUCGUAAACUUGUGGCCGAAGUUCUUUCAUUCUUCUGUUAUUGUGAAAUUCCAACUGGUCACAAUUUAGUUUUGGGAGGAUUUGAUCAACUAAAGCAAUUUCAAUCCGAACAUGGAAGAUUUGAUGCUUGGAUGAGAAUGUUGGAAAAUACAAUUGAUGGUCGUGGACGUUACGGAAGUUUAGUUAAUGCUAGCGAAGAAUAUAGAAAAGGUGGAGUCGGAAACGAGAAUUCUUUAAUGGAAUAUGCGGUAGGCGAAUUAAUUGAACGUUUAAAACUCACAGUAAUAAUGAAUAAAAUUAUCGUAUUAGAUCGACGUGGACUUGAUCAAGAUUGGAAUAAUUCUGUAGGUCUCACCGUUUCGCAGGUGCUUGCUAAAAUGGCGGAUCAAGAUAAAGUUCAAGCUGCCAUUGAAGAAGCAAAUGAAGCUAAAGCUUUAGCUGAAAAGGCUUUACAUGAAAAACAUGAACUACAAAAAGAAUUAGCUUCCGGAGCUGAUGGUAUGGUCAGUGAUCUUAAGAAUAAAAUUGAGUCACUUGAGGAUCUUUUACGUAUUUCUCGCCAUACCGUAGAAACACUUCAACAAAAACUUAAUGAUUUGGAAUCGAGUUAUCUUGAAAAAUUGGCAGAGCAGAAUGUUGAAUUGAGGGAUCUUGAAAGAAUAUUAAAAGAACAGCAUGGUGCAUCGGAUUCUGAAUCUUUAAGUAAACAAGAAAUGAUUAUGAAAUUAGAAAGGAUGCAAGAAAUUGCAAAAACUGAACAAAAAUUAGUAGGAGCUAAAGUUUGGACUCCUACAUUUUCGGAUUUCAAGAUGCCCGAUGCAAAUGAAUAUAUUUAUAAUCCUAAUCGUUACAGCACUGCAACUUCGGAUACUUUAUAUUCAACUGAUUCACAAAACCUUCAAGGAACUAAUCAAUCAAACGCCGAUCAAAAUUCUCAAUCGUUUCGAAUUUCGCGAAUUUCAUCAACUGGUCAAUUUGGUUCUCAUUCUUCUCAUUCUUCUCAUUCAAUAAACCCUAUUUCUCCUGGUACAAAUUUUGGACCUGGAGGAUUUGUGCCACCAAAAUUGAAUUCCAAUAUCUUAAAUGACAUAUUAAAUUAUCAGAGGCCCCCUUCAUCUAUUCAAUUUCCUUCGGCUGAUCCAAACUCCAAUCAAUCACCUUCAUCUAUUCAAUUUCCUUCUGCUAAUUUAGGCUUCAGUCAGCCACCUUCACAAGAUAUACCACCACAAAAACCACCAAGACCCGAAUCAUCAAUGCCCACUCUCCCCUCAUCAUCUCCACCUCAAUCAUUACCUUCUAUACAAGAAACUCCAUUAUCACCUUCUACACAAGAAGAAAUUUCUUCCCCACCACCAACAAUAAGUGAUGUUCUUCCACCACCACCACCGCCGCCACCACCUCCACCUCCACCACCAAGUGCAGGUGAUGUCCCACCGCCACCACCUCUUCCACCAAGUAAAGGUGAUGUUCCUCCUCCACCGCCUCCGCCACCAGGCAAGGGGAGUGCUCCACCACCCCCACCACCUCCUCCACCACCACCGGGCAAGGGUGGUGCUCCGCCGCCACCCCCACCACCACCACCACCAGGCAAAGGUGGUGCUCCGCCGCCACCUCCACCACCUGGUGCACCUCCACCACCUGGUGCACCUCCACCACCUGGUGCACCUCCACCACCUGGUGCACCUCCACCACCUGGUGCGCCACCACCACCGGGUGCACCACGCUUUGUGACUGCAUCACAAAACCGCAAGGCCCUUCCUUUUGUUGCUAAAAAGAAACUUCUACAACUUCAAUGGGACAAACUUAAUACAUUAUCCGUUAAUAAAACAUUUUGGGGUCAAGCAAACAUGAGUGAAGAAGAACUUCUUAAAUUACUUGGUGGUGAAUUUGGUGUUUUUUCAACCAUUGAGGAACUUUUUGCCGCUAAAGAAGCUGCCAAAAGGAAACCGAAGGCGGAAAAGAAAGAAGAAAUUACUGUUCUUGAUUCAAAAAGAGCACAAAAUAUUAAUGUAACGAUUGGAAGAUAUAGGCAAAUGUCAUUUGAAGAAAUGCAUACUAAGAUUAUUGAAAUGGACGAAUUCUUUUGCACAGAGAAUUUGCUUUGUCAAUUGAUGCUAUAUACGCCAACGGCCGACGAAGUAAUGUUUAAAGAAGGCACAGAGGAUUAUGAAAAUUUAGCUCGAGCUGACAGAUUCUUUGUCGAGAACAUUGUUUCGAUAUUAAAUGCUUCUAUAGCCCUUAAAGAAUCAAAAUAUUUCAAAGAGUUACUAAAUCUUGUUGAUACUAAAGCUUCAAAUAAUACGUCCCUUACGUUAUUACAUUUCCUAUCUGAUACUGUUGAACAAAAAGUACCUCAUUUAAUUGGUUUUAUUGAUGAAUUAAAUGAUUGUGGGUCUGCAUGCAGAGUAUCACAACAAGAUAUGACAAAUGAAUAUCGAACGAUGGGAACUAAAUUGUACGACCUUACAGUUGAAUUGCAAAAGAAUUUUACGGAUACUGAAUUAGAAAAAAAUGAUAGGUUCCCGGAAAUUAUGAAAGAAUUUGUAGUAAAAUCACAAAAGAAGUUUGAAGAACUUCAAAUUAAAUAUACUUCAAUGGAAGUUGCUUAUAAAGAUGUUCUUUCACACUUUGGCGAAGAUCCGAAUAAUACAAAGCCCGAUGAGUUCUUUGGAAUAUUUAAGACCUUUGUUACAUCGUUUGAGCGUACAAGAGCUGAUAAUAAGAAAGCUAGAGAUCGAGAAACUACUGCUCAAAAGCGAAAGGCGGAGAUUGAAAGUCGUAGAAAAGCUAAUGCAAAUACGGGAGUCCACGUUGGAGAGAAUGCUACAUCGGAUCCAUCGGAAGAGAAACAUUUGAUGGAUAAUUUAUUAGAAACGUUAAGAGAUGGUAGAGAUCUUGAUUCAAGAAGUCGAAAUAGACGUGGUGCUAGAGAUAAACGCGUCAACAGAAGUAUGUCAAUUGCGUUGAAGGCAGAAUCUAUUUUGAAUAGACUUAAAGAGGAUCAACCACCAGUUCCUGAAAUACCUAAACAAAUUACAGCAGAAUAA
This is a messenger RNA of Diversispora eburnea, 3999 nucleotides long. NCBI's taxonomy places the organism in Eukaryota, Fungi, Glomeromycota, Glomeromycetes, Diversisporales, Diversisporaceae. The record is from the annotation of a GenBank genome assembly.